This is a messenger RNA of Paramecium octaurelia, 389 nucleotides long. NCBI's taxonomy places the organism in Eukaryota, Ciliophora, Oligohymenophorea, Peniculida, Parameciidae. The record is from the annotation of a GenBank genome assembly.
AUGUACCACUCUUGCAUAUACACUUAUUUCCCAUCAUAAUCCGAUUCAUUUCAGCUGAACAAGUAAUGCAAUUGUCUGAAUUCUUAUCAUAACAAUUUUUGCAAGUAAAAUGGCAUUCUCAUAAUGAUUCAAAUAUUACUUUAGCAUUAAAGUUACCCCACUUCAUAAUAUCCAGUUGGACAUUCACAUUUUGAAAAUACAAAUACUCUAUAAUCCAAAUUGCAAGUCAGACAAUUAGAUUAAUCAUAUCCAUUACAAGUCUGGCAUGAAUAAUGACAUUAACCACAAAGUAAACUUUAGCCAUCAUCAAAAGUAUGAGAAUCUGAACAUAAACACUUAAAAGUAGAUCCUGUUCCAUCAGCUACUCUUGUUGCAGGACAUUGGAUGCA